This is a messenger RNA of Solanum dulcamara, 681 nucleotides long. Its product is annotated as flavonoid-6-hydroxylase-like. Gene Ontology annotation, molecular function: heme binding; oxidoreductase activity, acting on paired donors, with incorporation or reduction of molecular oxygen; monooxygenase activity. The transcript is spliced from 3 exons. The record is from RefSeq and is a predicted model, not a curated record. Lineage: Eukaryota; Viridiplantae; Streptophyta; Magnoliopsida; Solanales; Solanaceae. Gene Ontology annotation, biological process: defense response to other organism. The coding region runs from base 1 to 681 and encodes 226 amino acids.
AUGAAUCUAAUAUUGAACAGAGAUAACAAAGAUUUUCAUGGAUUUGAUGCUGAUGACAUUACCAAAGCUACUUGUAUGGCUCCGCAAACGGCAGGUACGGAUACCACAAUGGUAACUCUAAUAUGGACUUUAUCUUUACUCCUAAAUAACUACGAAGCAUUAAAAAGGGCCCAAGAUGAACUAGACACUCAUGUUGGCAAGAAUAGCCGGGUCCAAGAAUCGGACAUCAAGAACUUGAUUUAUCUUCAAGCUAUUGUUAAAGAAUCAUUACGCUUAUAUCAUGAGUUGACUGAGGAUUGUGUUGUUAGUGGCUACGAUAUACCAAUAGGGACUCGCUUGUUAGUGAACAUUUGGAAGUUACAUUACGAUCCUAAAAUAUGGCCAAAUCCGCAUGAAUUUAAGCCGGAAAGAUUUUUGACGACUCAUAAGGAUUUCGAUGUAAGAGGGAAUCAUUUUGACUUGAUUCCGUUUAGUAGUGGAAGAAGAAUGUGCCCUGGAGUUUCGUUGGCCCUUCAAGUUGUGCAGUAUGUGUUGACUAUUUUGCUGCAAGGGUUUGAAAUUGAGAGACCUUCAGAUGAUCUAAUUGAUAUGAGUGCGAGCUUUGGAUUGACAAUUCUCAAAGCUUCUCGACUCGAAGUUCACCUUACUCCACGCUUGGAUUCUAAUCUUUAUUACGUAUAA